CCGAAGGGGAGUAAGAUUGUCUUGCUCACGGCAUCGGACGGCAAGGGCCAUAACAACGAAAUCAAGGAUCUUUUCCGAAACGUGAAUGAAAACCGCGAGGAUUAUUGCGCCUACCACAACUACACAUAUCAAUUCUCAAACAUCACAAAGUACCAGAAAGACGGCCGGCCGGCAGUGUGGGGAAAGAUCCCCGCCAUAAUCGAGGCCUUCCAAAUCAACCCCGACGCCGAAUGGGUCUGGUGGCUCGACACCGACGCCAUCAUCAUGACUCCCGCGCUCGACCUCGCGUCGCUCGUGCUCAGCCCGGAGGUCAUGCAGACGCGCAUCACGGCCGGCAAGAAAAUCCGCCUGCCAAACGGCAAGACCUCAGGCUACAACGUCUCGAGCACGAUCGACCCUUCGAUCGUCGACCUCGUCGUUGCACAAGACCACCAUGGCGUCAACGCGGGCUCGUUCAUGAUCCGCCGCUCGGAGUGGACAGCCCAGUUCCUGAGCCUAUGGCAAGACCCGCAAUUCAUGAAAGCAAACUACGAGCGUCUCGAACAGGACGCGCUCAAUAAAAUCAUCACCAGCAACCCGGAAAUGCAAAAACACGUCGCCUUCGUCGACCUCCGUCUGAUCAACGCCUUCUCCGUCGGCGCUGACGACAUGGGUUGGAUCACGGGCGACCUCGUCGUCCAUUUCGCGGGCUGCUGGGUCACCAGAGAAUGCGACUCGCGAUGGCGCGAUUUCUGG
Myxozyma melibiosi is the source of this 735-nucleotide messenger RNA. RefSeq names its product galactosyl transferase. The annotation marks the transcript as partial. Gene Ontology annotation, biological process: protein N-linked glycosylation. NCBI's taxonomy places the organism in Eukaryota, Fungi, Ascomycota, Lipomycetes, Lipomycetales, Lipomycetaceae. Gene Ontology annotation, cellular component: Golgi membrane. The record is from RefSeq and is a predicted model, not a curated record. The transcript is spliced from 2 exons. Gene Ontology annotation, molecular function: glycosyltransferase activity.